GCGGCCGAAGCGAUGACGGAGGGGAAACCGUACCGGUACGGCCUGAUAGUGGCGGGGCUGAGCGUGGCAGCAGUCGGCCUCUUCAUCAUGACGCAGGAGCGGCCCCACGUCUACGCCACCAUGUGCGCUCUGGGCAUCGUCAUGGUGUGUGUCGGGACCGCGUGGAGCCUGUGCCAGUGCUAUCCUAAGGUCAUUGUGGCUCCUAGGAACCAGGAGAAAAGCAGAGCAGAUCUAGUGCGCGCUGCAGCCGAAGGAAAAGAUGAAAGGUACUGUCCUGCACACACUCACACAGCGCAUCCUAAAUGGGCCACACACAAGUGGGUGCUCGUGGACGUCUUAAUGAUUCCCGGUGGCCUGUCUGUGGAUCUCAGAUUGCUAAGUGACCAUCUCGCUGUGGGUGAACAGUAGUGAUGUGUCUAGGAAAGGCUGGGAGGGUCGGCGCUGAUUCACUGUAGAUGCUCGUUUUAUUAUCUUCAAGUCUUUGCUUAAUGGAGAGAGGUUGUUAGAAGUGGAAGGCGGCUAAAAGGAGAGAUGUUGACCUAAAGGUCGUGACUGAAUGGGGCCGAUUAGCUGGAAACACGAGGACGCGAGGCCGUUAAUUGUUCCUUUGAUUAAAGCACUCGAGGCUCAUUUAUUAGGAGUGGCCAGUGGUUGGAGAGGGGUGUCGUGCUCGCGCGGCUCCGGCGCGAGUGAGUGUUUGUUAUUAAAUUAGCUUUCAGCAGCCAGAUAAAGAGGUGCGCGCUCAGCGAAACUUCGCCUCUGAAGCAAGAAGUAAGAAAAUGAGGACAAAAUGUUGGAGCACUACUUCUAUUUCUGUCCAUCCCCGCUACUCCCUGCUCCUCCUCCUCUUCCUCCUCCUCCUCCUCCCCCUCCUCCUCCCCCACCUCCCUCCUUUUCGAAUUCAUCUUAGGCGCGCUGAGGCUCUGCCAGGUUUUGGUGGCCAAAAGUCGGGGAGUAGCACACUUCUCCCCGAGGCCCUAAAGAGUCAGUGUCACAGCUGUCCAGCACUGCAUCUGGUCUGAGGGACGGACACCGCUGUCACAGGACACAUCACUGACACAAUGCUGCUCUCAGGACGGGGACGAGAGCCUCUGGUGCCGGCGUCGCACACACACAUGACGUUGUUUGUAUUAUUUUAUACAGGGAAAUAACUGACUAUGUAUUAUUUUGAAGUGGUUAAUAAAGCUGAAUAUGUGUUAUGUAUUGGUCCCAGAAGAUGGCACUAUUCACAAUAUGCCAAAGAAAGAAAGACUGAGAAAAUGUGUGAGUGUGUGUUCUUGUUUUUAUGCAGAAGUCAGUUGUUCAUUAAAUACUUUUGAGGACAUUCUAUCA
This is a messenger RNA of Mugil cephalus (flathead mullet), 1332 nucleotides long. It is a transcript of the gene bsnd, whose product is annotated as barttin CLCNK type accessory subunit beta. The coding region runs from base 13 to 408 and encodes 131 amino acids. Gene Ontology annotation, molecular function: chloride channel regulator activity. The transcript is spliced from 2 exons. Gene Ontology annotation, cellular component: basolateral plasma membrane. Lineage: Eukaryota; Metazoa; Chordata; Actinopteri; Mugiliformes; Mugilidae. The record is from RefSeq and is a predicted model, not a curated record. Gene Ontology annotation, biological process: chloride transport.